AUGUCGGAUCCAAAUUUCCCGCUUACAGGUCUACGCAUACAUCCCUCCGCUCCGGGACGGAGGUGGGGCAGGGCGUCUGCUGGUGCUCAGAAGCCUCUCCGUGCGGUCGCAGCGGCAGCGGGAGCGGGAUGUGACCUUGAGAGCAAGAGCGCAGCAAAGGCAGAAGAUGUGCACAACUCGGAAAAGCCUGGGCAGGAUUGGCAGAUGGACUCGGCGACAGACAUUCGAGAGUUUGGCAUCGCUGGACGAAUCUGGUGAGCGAGGCAGUGGCAGUCGCAGUCGCAGUCGCAGUCGCAGUCGCAGUCGCAGCGAUCACAUCGCACCUCCCUCGUCCAACUGACAAAUCUCCCAUCCUCGUCGCGUCCACGCGGCUGCUCAAGGGAAGCAGCGUACCUCAUGCAGCUCUAUCUGCGGCCCCAACAGCCCGAUCGCAUAGAGUUCGAUCCGCCAUGCCACCUCUUUGCCAAUGACGAUCCUCGUGAAGCUUUGCGAAACACUGCACGCAGCUCCAACAUUGUCGAGCUUGGCAGUGGCGCAGGAUACGUGGGACUGCACCUGGCCAUCCAGCUCGAGGGCCAUCACGCUGCCUCGAGGCAGCGACACAUCGCGUCAGAUGGUCACGCUUCCUCCUCAACUCUGCCGCAUUCACCUGCGCAAUUGUUUCUCACCGACUUGGACAAUGUCUGCCCGCUUUUGCGACGAAAUGCAGGUCUGGCUGGUUUCGGUUCAAGUUGGCAGCGCAAGGAGCACGAAACCGCUGCUGCUGUCGAUCUUGACCGCAAGAUCAGACGGUCGGUCGAGCUGCGUGUCAGGCCGCUUCCAUGGGGCUCCUCACCUGCUGUUCAGGCGCUCAAGGACGAGAUCAACGAUAUGCACGAUGAGGCCAAGCUCACCCACAUCGUCUGCUCAGACCUCGUCUACUUUCCCGAAUUGCUUCCCAGCCUGCUCAGGACGCUCGUCUGGCUCACUGACUUGGCGCCGCCGUCUGGCCUCGGUGACUCGGCAAAGUUGGACAGCGGCGGACAGGCCACAAGUCCGCUGGUGCUAAUUUCGUACAAAGUGCGGUCUCUGAUCAAAGAGCAGCCAUUCUGGACAGCGUUCGGAACUUGGUUCGAUUUUGAGCCAGUUCGCUUUCGCUUUCGGAAGCGCUCCAAUACAGGCUUGCACAACAAUGACGCCUCGCCGACGAAGGCGAUAGCUGAACACGGCACUCCAAGCUCAUCAGCAUCGCCAGACCCUUGGACCGAGUGGGAUCGUUUUGGUCGCAGGAGAUCCCACCUGGAACUCGAUGAGAGCAUCUCAGCUGCAGCAUGUCAUCUGCAUGAUACGCACAUCACCACAACACAGGGAUUAGCACCAGCCUUUGCGAUCAGCCAGUCUGACGGCAGCACGCAAGAAGCUCAAGACGAAGAAGAUUCGAUGUACAUAUUUGUCGCGCGUAGAAAGGUGACGACGCUUGGUUGCUUGCCGAUCGACGACGAUGCGAUGUUUAUGGACGGGUGGAGAGGGCAAAGAUCUGCGAGCUGCAGUGCCCAGGUUGUUGAGGAUUUGCCGAGAAUAUCACAGUUCACUGAGGGCGCUGACCAAUUCGAGUGGCUGCUCAUGUCCGAGGCUUCGUGCGAAUGA
Ceraceosorus bombacis is the source of this 1626-nucleotide messenger RNA. The record is from the annotation of a GenBank genome assembly. Lineage: Eukaryota; Fungi; Basidiomycota; Exobasidiomycetes; Ceraceosorales; Ceraceosoraceae.